This is a messenger RNA of Xenopus laevis (African clawed frog), 3719 nucleotides long. RefSeq names its product DNA damage-induced apoptosis suppressor protein (gene ddias.L). The coding region runs from base 663 to 1784 and encodes 373 amino acids. The transcript is spliced from 6 exons. NCBI's taxonomy places the organism in Eukaryota, Metazoa, Chordata, Amphibia, Anura, Pipidae. The record is from RefSeq and is a predicted model, not a curated record.
GCCAUAUGGAACGAGCAGAUCCCAUUUCUAUUGAUAAUAUUGAGGCAGCGGGAGCUGACUGAUUGCUGAAUAGAUGCGGGAUUUGCCGGACAGGUCUGGACUGAGAAUUAAAAUAGGCCCUGGCAUUUCAGGUACACAGAGGCCCAAUCAGCUCCCACCAGCCCACUAAAUACUGACUUUCUAUGGGAUCUUAUAGCAGCCCAGAACCCACAGAUUGCCAGUCCGGGCCUGACUGGGAACCUCCAAUACAGCACUGGGUUAAUUGCUCUGUUGUGAGUUCUGCUGAGGGAGCCGGACCCGAUACUGAACAAUAUCCGCAUUGCGUUCCAGCAUGACACGCACAUCCCUUGUAUUUUUCAAAAGUGGCGCUGCCUGCCUGCCCAAUGAUUGGCGGGUACGUUGGUGGGCGGUGCCGAGAAAAGAACGCCGCUCUUGGUUAUCAUUGGUUGAGAGGAUAGCGUCGCCGCUGAGUGAUGACGUAUAGAGCUGGCAGGGAGGAAGUACGGCUGCUACUUAUUCGGAAGGUAAUAAUGAGGAAAGUGUAUGCGGAUGAAAGGACUCCAUGCCCCAAGCGUCCAGUCUCUAUCAUUCAGCGCUGGGCAGUGAUAUAACAAACCUGCAAUGCCGGAAGUCUGACACACAAGAGAAGUCUCUGCAGCCCUAUGAAUGGCAACAGAAGGUUCCUCCGGGCUUCCGUACUCUCUAUUCUGGGCUCUUCCUGUACAUACCCAGCAUGCCAGCACUGCUUCACCAGGCUGAUCCGAGCAGCAAACCGGUUCCAAUGCCCCCGAUGUGGCAGCGGCAGCAAAGAGGCGAAGCAGAGGUACAAGCUGUGCCUGAAGGUGGCAGAAUGGAGCCAACUUUACAUUGUUACAGUGUUUGGAAGUUGCCUGGAUAAGAUUUUUGGAACCAGCGCCAGCUCUUUACAGAGGCACCUUCAGGGUUCAAUAGAGACUAGGAGUAACCUGGCAAGCGACGGAGCCCAGGAGUUAUUAAAUCAGGCGGUGGAACAGUUCUUUGUUGGCAGGAACUUCCUAUUUGGCGUGAAGAUUCCUGAAGGAAGAGCGGAAGUGACAUCCCCCGGCCGCGUUUCUCUAUAUAAUUCCCGCAGACACAUUAUAGCGGCUCAGAUUUUUCCUCCAGACGAUGGCGCUUUCGGCUUCACCGUUCUUGACUGUUACAGUCGCCUGCUGAGCUCAGCGUUAAAUGGCCUCCAACCGGAAUCCGGAACCUUUUCUCCGGAUCAUUUAAAGAAAGACUUGAGCAACUCCGGAAGCAUCUUCAGCCCGAGCGUAAAUAACGCGGAUCUAUGGCAGCAGUCGUUUGCUUUGACAUCUUUAAAUGCGUCACAGGGAUCUUUAUCCAGGGAAUCCAUUGACAAGGACGGCCAUUUUAACUGCCCCAGCCAAGAUUUCCUCUGCACAAAUAAACAUUUAGACAACACUAACGCCGUCUCUGUGACUGCCCCGUCCAUCGUCUCUCGCGCUGCUGCAUUUACCAACAAAUCCCCACGGCCGUCCUUCGAUAAUUCUUCUGUAGUCUCCGAAAAUGGACGCAAGGUGUCGGGUUUUGUGGACUGCGUUUUAACAUCAGAUCCCGGUGACAAGGAAUUGCACAAGUCCUGGCACUCUGCAUGCGGCCUCAGCCCAAUCAGUCCUCCCUGCGCUGCUGCUGCAGCUGCUGCGGCUUCCAAAAACACAAAGGCAGCUGGAAUCCAUCAGGAAGGGCCGGGAAUUUGGGACGAUUCCAUUUACUCUGAAAGUUUUAGUGAAUUUUCUAGCUAAAGUGGAGAGCAAUGCGGAGAUGCCAACUCAUUCGUGUAAAAAUAAUUCCAAAUUAGGAACAAGACGCUCCGAUAGGAGAAUUCCCAGAAUGCAACGCUGGGUCGAAAUUACAACACACAGCAGCAGGGAACAUUAUAGCAUUGCUUCUGUAAAUAACACAGAUCCACCCUCUUAUAUAUCACAACUUGCUCAAUGUCCUUCUUCCCCCACUUUCCCUUUUAUUAAUCAGUCCCCGGUCGCUUUAUCUGCACAAACCACUACAUCUGACAGUUUGUCCCAAACACCAGCUAAAAAUCAGAUCCCCCAAAACCCCUUAAAUCCAGGGAAUGUGCAGCGUUCCAAACAUGCGCCCUUCUGGGCCAAGAAAAAAGGCAACCGAAAAAUAAGUUUGUCACAAAUUUGCUCACCAAGUGCAAGUCAUACCCCUUCCCUUCUUAAAGGAACAUGCAGAGAUCCCAAUGGACAAACCGACGGGCAGAUAUUUGCAGAAACGGAAGAGCCGAGUGUCAUUAGCAAGAGGUUGAGCGACUGCAAGGAAAGUUAUAAUGUUUCCUCUGACCUGUUUGAGAUCAGUAAAAGCCCCCAGGACACUGUACAAGACGCGGCUCUGUUUGUAUCAGUUAAAGAGACAUACCCACAGGAAUGUAGUCUUAAUAGUCCCAAGACUGGAUCUGGAUCUGGACCUGCACAUGUUCAGAAAUCCCAGUCCUGUAGGACUUAUUGGUGGUCAGAGAUUACAGAAGAAAGUGUUUUGGAAAGUCCUGGUUCUGUUCCAUUCGCACAGUCUACACCAGUAAUAAAACAACUUCCGGGGCCAUCAGGUCUUGGCAUCAACAGGCCUCCGCUCAAGCCUUUAAAUGGCAGAUCCACCUCCAGAAGAAGAGCUUUGCUCAAAAAGGCCUCCCACAUGUCCCUGCACCUCAAACCGUCGACUUAUUUGCACAUUUCCAAAAGCCCCGACCUGUGGGGUCUUCAUAACUGUUCAAAAACCUACACACCCCUUCCUUCCAUAACACGCCUUUCUGUAUCUCCUCUUGUGAGUUCAGCCGUGAGUGUCCCACAGUGGUGGGGGAAUCGCUGGUCGGCCGAAGCUGCUGCUGCAGAGAAAGAUCAUACGGAGUGUGAAGGUAAUGUAAAGAGAUGCAAAGAUGGAGACCCGGAGAGUCAGGGCGGUGAGUCUGGGAGGAAGGAAUCAAAGAUGGCGUUGUGUUUGAUGACCUUUAAUGGGACCACAGAGUCUCCCAGUAAUUCUACAGUGGAGCAUUUUCAUAGGGUUCAAGCCCCGAUGUCUCCAGGCGACUGGUCUCCUGAGCUUUUUAUUGAACAUGCCCCUACCCCUAAACAUUCAGACUCUCUACAGAGGCGUCUCUUUUAAAUCCUUCUCUUACAGGAGUGAGAGGCCACGAGCAAGUUCAUGUGGAUCCCACCCUCCAACAUCUGAUCUCUGCAUCGGGGCAACAUAAAGUGCGGUCUUGUUUUCUCUAUAUAUAACACCGUACAGCGGGAAUGGUUAUAGCCAAAGAGAUUGAAUAGUGAUGGGCCAAUUUGUUAUGCUUUGCAGAAAAAUACGCAUAAUUAAUUCGCGCCUGACGAAUAAAUACGCCCAUCACUAACAUUGAAUUUAUAACAACAUGAAAUAUUAAUAAUGUGACAGUGUCCUAUAACUAAUAUAUGAUCAAGUUUAAUAAUAUUAGAAGUCGCAGUGCAGUUCCCAGCAGGCCCGGGUUUGUACGAAGGACUGGACCUUUCUAUACAGACGGAUAUGAUACAAGAACCCCUUUUUAUGAUUUGCAGCACCCACGUUCCCCCAAUACUUUUAUGUAAAUACGAUUGGGGGGGAGGCCUUUGCAUGGUAUAAAUGGAUUUAUUAACCAUGCCACAAUUUACUGUAACUUUAUGAAAUUGACCCCCCCAUGAAUAAAUAAAUAUAAAAGC